Messenger RNA from Acanthoscelides obtectus, 183 nucleotides. NCBI's taxonomy places the organism in Eukaryota, Metazoa, Arthropoda, Insecta, Coleoptera, Chrysomelidae. The record is from the annotation of a GenBank genome assembly.
AUGACAACAGUUCCAAAAUUGACAUUUGUUACCCUACUGCAGUGUUGGUGCAGUCAACGCCUAUACUUACUGCCCUGGAAUCUGGAAAUAUAUAAUAUCCAGCGCGAUGUGAUAGUCUUGCUGAAGAGCUGCAGGGACGGCAGAUGUAGAGCAGUGCUAGCUAGCUGUUCUAUACAACCCUAG